This is a messenger RNA of Cricetulus griseus (Chinese hamster), 378 nucleotides long. Lineage: Eukaryota; Metazoa; Chordata; Mammalia; Rodentia; Cricetidae. The record is from RefSeq and is a predicted model, not a curated record.
AUGUCUUCCAUCAAGAUUGAAUGUGGUUUACGGGAGAACUGCAGGUGUGGGGAGUCUCCGGUGAGGGAGGGAGCAUCUAACUCUCUGCUGUUUGUAGAUAUCCCUGCAAAGAAGGUUUGUCUAUGGGAUUCACUGAGCAAGCGAGUGCAGCGAGUGGCUGUGGAUGCCCCAGUCAGCUCAGUGGCACUUCGGCAGUUGGGGGGCUAUGUUGCCACCAUUGGGACCAAGUUUUGUGCUUUGAACUGGGAAAAUCAAUCAGUAUCUGUCCUAGCUACAGUGGAUAAAGAGAAGACAAACAAUCGAUUCAAUGAUGGGAAGGUGGAUCCUGCUGGGAGAUACUUUGCUGGUAUGAUUUCAUUCUCUUUUUUGCCCCUAUUU